AUGUUCGUCUUCAGGCCAAGACCCGAGGAGGCGAGAGGCCUCAAAGAUAUACAUCUCCUCUGUCUGAAAGGAGACCGUGAUGGGCUCUUGAAAUUGUUGCCAGACCCCAGGGCGGUAGAAGCUCUCACAAAGACUGGAGAAACACCACUCAUGCUAGCAGCCCUCAUGGGUCAUGUCGAGAUCGUGGCCAUCCUUCGACAACAUCAAGCGUCACUAGGCGCUACAAAUGAUUGUGGCAGGAAUGCCUUGUGUUAUACAGCUGAUGACAUUUUCAAUGAUCUUCGACGAAAAAGUUUCUCGGAUCAAUUCAUUGAGACAGAUACAGAGGGGGCAAAGCUGCGGCGAUUCUUGAUUGCCGAAGCCUUACAAAACCCUGGCCAAGAGAAGCCACAACAUCACCGGAACAGCGACCACUCCACCGAAACAACAAUUUUUAUAAGAAAUCAAAAUAGCAUCGAGAUGUUUCGCAGGGUGACCAACGUUCGAAUCCCACGGAGUCGUGUGCAUCAUAAACAAAGCCUCCGAAAGGGUCAAAAGAGCACGACGUCCAAAAACUUCGCGGCCAUUAAGGCACCAGGCGAUAUAUAUCCAAGAGCCUAUGCUGUUUCCGGCUGGGCAAAGCCGAAACCUGCGAAGUACCCAGACCUACUAGAUGGUUACCGGUGGACCCAACUCGCACUGGCAGUUGCCCGCACUAUCGGCUUUCAUUUCAAACGCCACAGACUAGACAUGGGAGGGGAGUCAGGCACAGUGAAAGAGAAAAAAAUAGGGAGAUUCUUUGCGAGCCAUGCAGAGAUUCAAGUUGCAACAUGGUAUUGCGUUGAGCUCUUGGUUGCUCAUGGGUUAAAACCAGUUGCAUCGAGAACAUUUCUGUCUCGGCACUUGACCGAUCUCUCGCAUGCCAAUCUUGGAAAUGCCAGGCGUGCGAUUAUCGACAUGACCAAGCCGCCAUGCAAAAGCUGUGGCUUAUAUCUACGACUUUUGAGCAGAAUGACCGGAAUUGUUUUCGAGGUACACCACCAAAAAACUGCUGAGCGAAUCCCUGACGAAGUGGUCAAUCGUAGCUAUGACCUUUGUCCAUCAGAAGGGCUUGCAGAGUCAGUCGAUGGAGGCAGCGAAGCAGGCUGGUCUGAUGAUGGCAUGGAUGAGAAUGCUAUGACGGGUUGCGAUGACCGUGUCAUGGAUGACUGUGACGAUGACCAUGUUAUGGAAGACUGUGACGAUGACCGUGUCAUGGAAGACUGUGGCGAUGACCGUGUCAUGGAAGACUGUGGCGAUGACAUCGUGGAGGACUGCGGCAACGAUGAUGCUGAUGGCGAUCGUUGCGCCAAUUCUCAAACUGAGCGCAAUGAUAUCGAAGCCUCGCCCACCCCGUCAGAUUAUCAAUACUUGACGUUGGGAACGCCAUUGUUGUCACCUUUACGACAGAGAGCAACAUCAGAAGCAUCUUCAGUUACGAUUGUGGAAUCCCUUGGGCCUGACGAUCGAGAAUUGGAGGUCGAAGGUGUCGAUAAGAUAAACGUUGAGUAUCCUCUCAUAAUAUUAUUCUCUGAAUCAAUAGCUCAUAAAUCCUUUAGUCUACAUUUUACGGUCGCUCUCCAAGCACAAGACGCCCUAGAGCCAGCCCUGGCCUGA
This is a messenger RNA of Pestalotiopsis fici W106-1, 1635 nucleotides long. RefSeq lists its product as uncharacterized. The record is from RefSeq and is a predicted model, not a curated record. The coding region runs from base 1 to 1635 and encodes 544 amino acids. Gene Ontology annotation, molecular function: protein binding. Lineage: Eukaryota; Fungi; Ascomycota; Sordariomycetes; Amphisphaeriales; Sporocadaceae. The transcript has a single exon.